AUGAACAUCACAAAGAGAACAACCAGUAUCAUAUUACGUCUGGUUGAAUUUGUAUUUGCCGUUAUAGUAUUGGGUCUCAGUGCCGGUGUAUUAGCAGGCUACAACACCAACAUUUCUCGAGUCUCAUUCAAUUUAGUCGUGGCAAUCUUCAACAUCAUUUGGUUAGCUUACAUUGCGUUCAUUGCCCCAAAAGUAUUUGCAGGUCAAACACCAACAGCUGUCGUCUUGGGAUGUCAAUGUAUAUUUUGGAUCUUUUAUCUUGCUGGUUGGGCAGCAAUUGCAGAUGUGUUUCCUGAAGAUUGUAAUUGGUGGUACUACAUGCGUGAUUCUGAAGAUACUUGUCGUGCUUAUCAAGCAAUAUUGCCAUUUUCAUUAUUGAAUUGGGUUUGGUUUAGUAUCGAAUUGGGAUUGUUUAUUGGUUAUAGUUUGGUUCCUGAGAUUAAAAACUAUGGAGCUAAUCAUUUAUUACAAAAUACAACUUAUUAUUGGGGAACUUUAUUCAAUGCUGAAACCACUUCAGCAAAGAGUUUUGCUGGUUUGAAUUUCACUGAUACUGGAACUGUUGGUGGAUCUGUUGGCAAAGAUGGUGUUGUUGCUCCUCAUCUUGAUGAAGAAGCUGCUGUUGGAAAUGGAGUAUCUGAUGAAAAUGCAUACAAUACUCAUGGUGAAGAAGAAUCAAAAGUUGUAACUGAAGGUUCAGAUCAUUCACUUCAACAACAACAACAACAACCUGGAUUUGAAAAUAGUGCAAGAACAAAUGGUACAAUCCCAUCAACACACCAAAUUUAG
Molecule: messenger RNA, 789 nt
Organism: Lodderomyces orthopsilosis Co 90-125
Lineage: Eukaryota; Fungi; Ascomycota; Pichiomycetes; Serinales; Debaryomycetaceae
Product: MARVEL domain-containing protein
Exons: 1
Coding region: 1-789 (262 amino acids)
Cellular component (GO): membrane
Source: RefSeq, a predicted model, not a curated record